CCGACGACAGCGCAGUUUGGGGGCUCCCUUCCCCCUUCCCCCACGCCAGACCUGGAGCUGGAAGGAGGAAGAGCGAGAGGCCGGCGGGCCGUGUGUGCGUUGCGCAGGGCUCCGGGGAAGCUGGCCGGCCGCUCUCACCUACAACGCAGGGGACUCUUCAGGCAGCAGGGCCGGAGCAGAAAGGCAGAAGGGAAGCAGCCCAGCGUGGGACUGAGCGGCGCGAGCAGGCUGCAACCCGGCGAAGAGACUGGCCGCCGCGGUGCCUUGGGGGAGCAGUUGCCGCCAAACGGCGCAGAGGCGCAACCGGGCAGGAGCGAGAGCGGAGGGCGAGAGAGCGAGGCAGUCGGCCGCCGCCGCCGCCGCAAUUCCCUGCUGCGGCGGCUUGCCUAGAGUUGGUUUGGGCUCUUGGAAUUGCGUCGCCUGCGGCAAGCUCGGAGUUGCUGGAGGUGGGUUGCCUUAGAAAAAUUGACAGCAUCAAUGAAUGGGUUGACUGUCUCUCUCAACUCCAGAUUAUUUGCAACAUAGCUAAGAAAGAUGCAGACAAUAACGGAAAAUGGAGAUCCUUCUUCUGGAAAACAAAAUGAGGAGAAAACGUAUAAAAAGACUGCAUCCUCGGCUAUUAAAGGUACCAUACAGCUGGGAAUAGGAUACACAGUGGGUAACCUCACCUCUAAACCAGACAGAGAUGUGCUUAUGCAAGACUUCUAUGUAGUAGAAAGUGUGUUUCUUCCCAGUGAAGGGAGCAACCUGACUCCUGCUCACCAUUAUCCAGACUUCAGAUUUAAGACCUAUGCUCCUCUAGCCUUCCGCUACUUCAGAGAACUUUUUGGUAUUAAACCUGAUGACUACUUGUAUUCAAUAUGCAGUGAACCUCUAAUAGAACUAUCCAACCCUGGUGCCAGUGGAUCCUUGUUCUUUGUCACUAGCGAUGAUGAGUUCAUAAUCAAAACAGUUCAACACAAAGAAGCGGAGUUCCUUCAGAAGUUGUUGCCUGGCUACUACAUGAAUCUCAACCAGAAUCCAAGGACACUCUUACCAAAAUUUUAUGGACUGUAUUGUGUUCAGUCGGGGGGUAUUAAUAUCAGGAUAGUUGUGAUGAACAAUGUUUUGCCACGAGCACUGAAAAUGCAUUUCAACUAUGACUUGAAAGGCUCCACGUACAAAAGGAGAGCAUCCAGGAAAGAACGAGAGAAGUCCAACCCCACCUUUAAAGACUUGGAUUUUCUGCAAGAUAUGCAGGAAGGAUUAUAUUUUGACUCAGAAACCUAUAGUGCACUGAUGAAAACACUACAGAGGGACUGUCGUGUGCUGGAAAGCUUUAAAAUCAUGGAUUAUAGUUUGCUGCUUGGAAUCCAUAUAUUGGACAGUGCUGCAAAAGAGAGAGAAGGCGAGAGUUCUCAAAAUACAUCUGAUUCUAAACGCCCAGGAGGACAAAGAGUUCUCUAUUCUACAGCUAUGGAAUCAAUACAGGGUCCAGGAAAAACUGGGGACUGUGUUAUCACAGAAAGUACCAAUACAAUGGGAGGCAUUCCAGCUAAAAGCCACAAAGGAGAAAAGCUGCUGCUAUUUAUGGGCAUUAUUGAUAUCCUGCAGUCGUACAGGUUAAUAAAGAAGUUGGAGCAUUCCUGGAAAGCACUUGUUUAUGAUGGGGACACGGUUUCAGUCCACAGGCCAAGUUUUUAUGCUGACAGGUUUUUAAAGUUUAUGAGUUCCAGAGUAUUCAAAAAGAAUCAGACUUUAAAGUCCUCACCCUCCAAGAAACGAUGCAAUUCCAUUGCUGCUCUAAAAGCUACAUCACAAGAAUUUAUGUCUCUGGUUAGCCAAGACUGGAAAGAUGAAAAACAUGACUUGCUCACAGAGGGUCAGAGCUACUGUAGCCUUGAUGAAGAAGUAUUAGCCUCCCGACAUCGGCCUGAUUUAGUCCCAAGCACAGCCUCCCUGUUUGAAGCAGCUUCUUUAGCAACCACAAUUUCUUCUUCUUCCCUGUAUGUAGAUGACAGUUAUCAGCAUGAUGGAACUAGGUUUUAUUCUAACAGUAAAGGAUUGCCUUCGAGUUCAACAUUCACCUUAGAAGACAGUGCUAUCUGCUUGACUUCAGAACAGAGCACAGUAGAGACAGAGAAUGAUAAUGCUUCUGUACUGGAUGUAUACUUAUAACAGCCGAUAAAAGGAAAAGAAAAAAGAUGAAUUUUAAAAAUGAGUAUAUUCAAUGAAAAGCACUUUCUACACUCCAAAUUUCUGAAGAAAAUUUUGCUGAGCCUGGUAAACAAAAGUCAUAAUCAACAGAAUCUCUGUGGAAGACAUCAAAGGAUUCUUGAACCAUAGAAAUAAUACCUUAAGUCUCAGCAGAUGAGACAUGAAACAUUCCACACUUUACUAUGACAUGCUGUUGCCUGCUGAACUGUGAAGAACUGCAUACACCAUACUUUAAGCUGCUUUCUCUACUAUUGCCAAUCAUCUCUUCAGGACUUGAAACUGAUAUUUUCCUAUUGACUCUCACGUGAUUUUUCAUUUGCAUGUAUUCAGUGAUUAUGCACAAACAAAAUAUCUAAUCAGCUUCGCCUAUUUAAAGAGCCAUCAUCACAGUGGUGAUUAUUAUGUAAAUCAAUUCUGCUUUUCCCCCUUUCCUCCAGAAUUAUAAUUGCUCACCUAUUAAUUUCAAACGAGGGUUAGUGUAAUAUGUCUGCACAUACUUUAUGGAAACUAUCUUCUAUAAAGAAAUUUUCACUGUUUAUUAGUGAAAUGAAGAAAGCUAUUUAUAACAAGGCCUUAUGUUGUGUACAUAUAUUGUCUUUGAAAUAUUUGUGAUUAGAUAUAUUGCUUGUAAAGGACAAAAUUACAUAAUUUAUUUAGUAUAUUCUACUGUAAACUAUAGUUUUA
Molecule: messenger RNA, 2880 nt
Organism: Elgaria multicarinata webbii
Lineage: Eukaryota; Metazoa; Chordata; Lepidosauria; Squamata; Anguidae
Gene: PIP5K1B
Product: phosphatidylinositol-4-phosphate 5-kinase type 1 beta
Exons: 15
Coding region: 535-2157 (540 amino acids)
Biological process (GO): phosphatidylinositol phosphate biosynthetic process
Cellular component (GO): plasma membrane
Molecular function (GO): 1-phosphatidylinositol-4-phosphate 5-kinase activity
Source: RefSeq, a predicted model, not a curated record